Molecule: messenger RNA, 1104 nt
Organism: Eimeria mitis
Lineage: Eukaryota; Apicomplexa; Conoidasida; Eucoccidiorida; Eimeriidae
Exons: 2
Coding region: 1-1104 (367 amino acids)
Source: RefSeq, a predicted model, not a curated record
AUGACGCGGGCUCUACCCCCCCCAUCCACAUACUCCAGGGAACGCCUCGCUGCAGCUGCUGCCAACGCACAGCACCUCUCACAGCAGCAGCAGCAGCAACAGCAGCAGCAGCAGCAGGAGCAGCAGCAGCAACAGCAGCAGCAACAGGAGCAGCAGCAGCAGCAGCAACAGCAGCAGCAACGGAUCCCCCAGAAGCUCGGGUACACCUCAGUUGAACCCACGCGCGCAGCCCCCAGCAUGCCUGCAGCAAAGCAGCAAGCAGCAGCAGCAGCUGCUGCUGCUGCAGCUCCUGCUGCUGCAGGUAAACCAAAAGCAGCAGCAAACACUGAAUGUGAAGCAGCAGCAGCAGCAGCAACUGCUGAAGCUGAUGUGGCUGCAGCAACCCCUGUAACUGAGACAGCCCCCCCCGUUCAACCCCGCCCAGCAGCAGCAGCAGCAGCAUCACCAGCAGCAGUAGCAACAGAAACAGCUGCAGCAGCCACAGGAGCAGCAGCAGUAGCAAGAGAAGCAGCAGCAGCAGCACCAGAAGCAGCAGCAGCAGCAGCAAAAAAAACAACACGAUUUGAAGAAGAGACAGAAGAAAGAGAGUCAAAUGAAAAAAGAAAAAAAAAACAACAGAGAGGGAGGCCACCCAAAAAGGCGAAGCAGCAGCUAUCCGCACCACAGCAGCACCAGCAGCAGCAGCAGCAGCAGCAAGAUGCUGCUCUGCUGCUGCAGGAGCCGCCGCCGCCGCCGCAGCAGCAGCAGCAGCAAGAUGCUACAGUGCUGCUGCAGGAUGCACAGGAGAAGCAGCAGCAAGAUGCUGCACUGCUGCUGCUGUUGCUGCUGCAGAAGACACUUCAGCUGCAGCAGCACACACAACUGCAGCAACUGCAGCAGCAGCAGCAGCAGGAAGAUGCUGCUUUGCUGCUGCGGAUGCCGCAGCAACUGCUGCAGCAAACGUUGCUGCUGCUGCAGGAGCAGCAGCAGCAGGUCAUGCAGGCGUUGGUUGUAUCUGUGCUUGUAUAUAUUCUAAACAGUGUUGAACAGGUCAUGCAGGCGUUGGUUGUAUCUGUGCUUGUAUAUAUUCUAAACAGUGUUGAAUGUUUUCUUUAUUUUGUGUAA